AAUGGGAGACUCCAACCCGGCAGCUGUGCCUCACGCCGCUGAGGACAUCCAGGGAGAUGACAGGUGGAUGUCACAGCACAAUCGGUUUGUCCUGGACUGCAAGGACAAGGAGCCCGACGUGCUCUUCGUGGGGGACUCCAUGGUGCAGUUGCUACAGCAGUAUGAGAUAUGGCGAGAGCUCUUCUCACCACUCCAUGCACUGAAUUUUGGGAUUGGUGGAGACACCACGGGGCAUGUUCUAUGGAGACUGAAGAACGGUGAACUGGAGAACAUUAAACCCAAGGUCAUUGUUGUUUGGGUUGGAACAAAUAACCAUGAAAACACAGCAGAAGAAGUAGCAGGGGGAAUCGAGGCCAUCGUGCGCCUGAUAAACACUCAGCAGCCACAGGCCAAAGUGAUUGUACUGGGCCUGCUACCUCGCGGAGAGAAGCCAAACCCCCUGCGGCAGAAGAACGCCAAGGUGAACCACCUGCUGAAGGCCUCUCUGCCCAAGCUGCCCAACGUGCAGCUGCUGGACGUGGACGCCGGGUUCGUGCACUCGGAUGGCACCAUCUCCUACCACGACAUGUUCGAUUUCCUGCACCUGACGGGAGGGGGCUACGCCAAGGUCUGCAAGCCCCUCCACGAACUGAUCAUGCAGCUGCUGGAGGAGACCCCCGAGGAGAAACGAGCUGCCCUGGCCUGAGCCGCUGGUGUCAGCCCUUCAGAGCAUCAUCCAGCCCAUCAGAUCAGUUCUGUCACUGGCACUACAGAAAUCCUUCUUUCUUAAAGCACUUUCCAUUGUAGAAUGUUACCGGAUGUCCGUACUUAGUGUUUUGAGGGGGAAGGCUCACGUCUAACUGGUCUUGUACACACGAGGGCCGGCUGGGGUUGGUUUUAUUGCAGGAGGAGAUUAGCUGAAGAAGAGUUUUACUUUUAAACCAUUCCUCAUUUAAAAACAAGAACAGGACUGUCGCUCUGUGCCCCCAUGUCUUGUUGCUCUGUGGUUGUCCUAGCCCCCGUAGCCUGUCCGACAGCCCACGCUCCGCUCCUGGCUCACCAUCCCUGGCUGCACCGUCGUGCUCUGUGUAUUUGCCUGGGAACAAGAAUCACAUUCCACUUGCUAAAGCCAGAACAGAUGCAUUUUUCCAAACUCGGU
Acanthisitta chloris (rifleman) is the source of this 1138-nucleotide messenger RNA. RefSeq names its product platelet-activating factor acetylhydrolase 1b, catalytic subunit 2 (30kDa) (gene PAFAH1B2). Bases 2 to 685 code for a protein of 227 amino acids. The transcript is spliced from 5 exons. The record is from RefSeq and is a predicted model, not a curated record. Lineage: Eukaryota; Metazoa; Chordata; Aves; Passeriformes; Acanthisittidae.